Insectozyma verbasci is the source of this 1266-nucleotide messenger RNA. The record is from the annotation of a GenBank genome assembly. Lineage: Eukaryota; Fungi; Ascomycota; Pichiomycetes; Serinales; Debaryomycetaceae.
AUGACGUAUAAUAAUAAUUUAAUAGACUUAAAUACAGAUGUUAAUGAUAAUAAGGAUGGUAUGGAGACAAGAUCAAAAGCUGCUAUAGAACAAAAUUCUAGAGAUGAUGUGACUGAUAAUUUAGAAGAUCAUUUGAAAUAUGUUAAUAGUAUAGGCAGAUCCAAAAGUGUAAGGAGACCACCACCUUCAAAAGAUUUAGAUUUAGAAUUUGAAGACGCAAUGCAAAAAGUAUCAAAAAGGUUUAGUAAAUCACUUGAUCAAUCAGUAAAAGGUUUUCAUGAUUUAAAAAGAAACUUUUCAACUAUAAAAUCAAAAGCUAAUCAGAAUAUAAAUUCAAGGUCUGCAGUUGCUGCUUGUCCCAAGGUAACGCCAUUUUGGAAAUAUCAUGUACUUAAAUUUGGUAAAGAUUUAUAUUUGACAACUAAUCCAGAUAUGAAACAUGUUUAUUGUAGACAAGCACCAAGUUAUUACGUUGAAGUUGAAGAACUGCUGAGUGGUUAUAAAUUAAUUCUCAAAAAUCCAUGUACUUUGAACGUGUUAAUGAUAAUUGAGAAAAAUAACGGUUCCUUUUCAUAUCGUAUUUCAAAAGAUGUUUAUUUAAACGAUGGUAUAUUAACAAAUUAUGAAGAUGCAGCGGUGUUCAAAGGAGUUUCAUUUACUCAACCAAUAUCUCGAAAAUACUUCCCUAUUGAAUCAUUAAGAAAUCAAUUUCCUUAUUAUUUCAAAAAUUUCGAGAUUACUGACUCGUUGCGGAGAACUUGGAAUAUUGGAUCAAUUCCGAGAAUAAGAUUAAGUAGAUUGAAUAAAAUUAAAGAGAACGAAUAUAAAAUGAUAGGUAAACGAAAUAUUUAUUUCCAUCAAAAUUAUACGACUAAUGAUCCUGCAAAAUAUAAAGAAAAAGAUCCAAGGAGAGUAUAUCACCAAGAUGAAGAUGUCAAAUUUCCACCAGUUCUAAGCUGUUUUAGACCAUUCAAGAGGAAGAACAUAUUGAAAGAUAUGAAAAAAUUGAAAAAUAAUUAUGAAGAAAAUCCUUAUGUCAAUGUCAAUGAUGAUAAUGAAGAUACUGAUGAGAAGUAUUAUUAUGGUAGUGACGGGUUAUACUAUUUGUCAAAUACUGAAGAUGACACACCGAAUGAGAAUAAACUAGGAUGGAUUACAGUUUAUGAAGAUCAGGAGGUAUUUAGUGGUGUUGAUAAUAGAGGCAUGUUUAAUCUUGUGUUGGGUAUGACUUUAGCUAUAGGUUAUGAUAGUUGUAUAGAAAUAUAA